UGAAAUUAAUCGGUCAGCGGCAGUGAACUUUGUCGAGAGAAAAUGCGCUAAAUGGUGCAGUUCCAGGCUUAAUAUUCCGAUGCGAAGGAUGCACAGGGAGAAAUGAGAGUAAGAGGAGGGAAAUGAGCGGUGAGUGUGGGAGAGGAGGCGAAGGAGAGCGAGGAGAGGCGUCCCGUGGUCCUGUCUGCUGCCUGGCUGGCCGCUUUAGGGCCCCUGCUUAGUGUGCCAACAUGGAUAAACUGGUGUCAGAUAUUAUACACAUGUCCAAUCAGCCUGACAAUAUCAAAAAGGCUCUGCUCAUCAAAUUGGCCCAUUCCCCAAGAGUGAACAUGAGCAGGACAGUGUUGGAGAAGGCCAAUAUAAUGGCAAUCUUUGACACUUGUGUGAAUAUUGCCACUACCUCUGAAAAUGAGGGACCCCUUGCUGUGUUUGCCUUCAGUCACUGGGCGAGUCAGUAUAAGGCUUGCCUGAAGGAAUACUUGACACCUGAGCGGGUGACGGGCAUCCUUGCCUGUCAGACCAAUGCUACAGUGAUCAUUGCCUGGUUGAAGGAGGCUCUGUGCCACCUGACAGAAGACACAGAUGUCUUGUGUACCUUGGCACCGGUGCUGGAAGAAGUACUACAGAACAAAUUACGGGAGUGUGGUGGGAGUUCAGCCUUUGUAAUGCAGCUGGCAGAGCUUUAUGCCUUGUGUCCUGUACUCCUGCCACAGCCACACACCCGGCUCACCUUCACCAUCACACUCAUGAACUGUGUGGCUGCCUUCCCUACACCAACUAAACCUGAGGUUCUUGCCCACAUGAAGAGUAUUGGUGGCUUGGUGAACACCCUAUGGAAUGGUUUGAGACUGGAGGACAUUCUCUUCUCCCUUAAUGCCAUGUAUACCAUUAUAUCUAAUACUGAUGGAGGGUCAGAGGUGUGUCCAGCCAUGGCACACUUGCUAUCACUAGUGCCUACAGUGGUUGUGGAGUGCCUGGCCCCACGCAUAGUGUCUGACACCAGCACCACAGAUGCUGCACUCCUGGCCACCCUGACACGUCUCACAGCAUGGCUUGUGGCCUGGCCCACAGCCCACACUACGCUAGGUCUGUGGGUGCGCACACUAGUUCGCCUCCUGUACCAGAGUGGGAGAACCAUUAUUCCUGCCAGAGUCACCCUGGACAGGGUACCCAAGCUACUCACUGCUCUCCAAAUACCUGUGGUUCGUACAGGAGUUGUCUCUGUCCUUUCCACUCUCCUGCUGUCAUUCCAGAGUUCCCCAACAGCAUUUCACAAGGUUAUCCCAGCAAUGGUAGAUGUGUUUGGGCAGCUGGAGAGGGAGGGAUCACCGUCUUCAACUGCAACCCUUGGUCGUCUGGCUACCCUCUGCCACACCCUCAUGGCUCUCCACCCAGGCCAGCCAGACAUUUACCAACCCCUCAUGAAUUGUUUGGAGAAAUAUCCAGCUCCCUCAGAGGAGGACAUUCAGGAGGUGAUCCAGGAACACCAGUGGGGACCCAUGGAGGAGGGAGCACGAGGUUUGGGACCAGGACAGGCGCGCAACUCAGCAGGGGUCAGUGAGGUGCCUUUUGUGUACCAGCAGCGGCUACCUGACCAGAAAGUUGGCCUCCGCAACUUAGGCAACACUUGUUACAUGAACUCUGUGAUACAAGCUCUCUUCAUGACUGACAGCUUUCGUCAUGGCAUCCUACGGGCUGUACCACGAAGCAACCAGCAACUCCUAGUGCAGCUGCAGCAUCUCUUCAGCAUGCUGUGCUUUACUCACCGCACUUAUGUUGCUCCACGGCAUUUCCAUGACAAGUCCAGGCCCUCGUGGUUUAGUCCAGGCAUGCAACAGGAUUGUUCAGAAUACUUAAGACACCUCAUGAUAACCCUUCAUGAGGAGGAACGUGCUGGCCAGGCCCUGCCUGAGUAUCAGGAGCGGGUCAUCAUUGAGAGCGAGACAGCCAGCUUAGCGUCAGACCUCCAGCCUUUGCCUUAUGACUCAGCAACAGAGGACUUUGUGGAGGGUGAGCAGGCCCUUAAGGCUGACGGUGGAGAGGAGACACAGGGCAUCACCAUUACUCCUGCUGGUGCACUGCAGACUGGUAGUGAAGAUGGAAUUGUGCUGAGGGACCUGAAAUCUGUGAAUGCUGAGGAGGAUGCUCUUACUUAUAAUAGGAAAAAGAUGUCUGUUCAUAUGCAGUCAUUUAAGGGAUACCUGCAGGGAGAACCCAUGGAGGGAGUGCAUCAUGGGGAUCAAAUGCCUCCUGCUGGAGAAUGCUUAGUGAAGGAGGUGUUGGAGGAGACAGAUGAUGCAGACAUGGUAGAUGCUACUAUGCCACAGUCUCACAAUGAAGAUGCAGAUCAAGUCAUGCAUAAUUUAUGUGAUAAUAAAAAAAUUACACAUAGCUGCCUCCCACAAGACAUUGAACAAAGAUUAGAUAUUGUGGAAAUGGACACUACACCAGAAAGUUCUUCAAAGUCUAUGAACUACAAGCGCAAGCAUAAUACAACACCAGACAGUGUUACAAGGCAGAUGUUGAAAUCUCCUAAAGGAGACAUGACCUCAGACAUUGAUAACAGCUCAGACAGUGGCAUCAGUGGAGAUUUGGCAGAGGAUGGAGAAAUCCACAUCAAUAGCCCCAAUCCUAGCAGUCCUCUCUCUAAGGAAGUGUGUCCAGAGACCAAGGGCCUGACUAUUGAGGAACUAGUGAGCAAUAUAUCCAACAAUGAGGACAAUGAAAAUGAAUACUUUGUAAGUUUAGUUCACAAAGUGUUUGGUGGAAAAUUAGCAACAUGCAUUAAGUGCUUACAGUGUAAAACAGAAUCCAUACACAAAGAUGUCUUCACAGACAUUCAUCUAGCAUUCCAGGACACUGAUCGCUACAGUGCAGCUGAUGCUAUCAGGAAAAACCCAAGUCGACUUGUCAGACAGGCUGAUAAAGAACAUUCAGGAGAGCUAAGCAUAGAAGACUUGAUCAGAAGUUAUCUGACUUCAGAGAGAUUAACUGGAGAAAAUCAGUAUGAAUGUGAACGGUGUGGAGGAAAGCAGGAUGCUGAACGUUCCAUCCAGAUUUUGGAGCCUCCAGAACAUCUCAUUCUGACACAGUUAAGGUUCUAUUAUGACACUGCCCGUGGACAGCGACAGAAAGUGUUCACCAAUGUAGAGUUUGGAGAGGAGCUUCUGCUUCCAAUUCGAUACUCAACACAAGGGUCUUUUGAACAAGAUCUUAACCCAGGAAGUGAAGAAACUUCAGUCUCUGGAGAAAGUGAAAACAGAAGGCAACAGGGAUAUGCAACAGAGGUUACAGAAGGUCAGAGCUCCCUUUCAGAUAGCAUAACAUCCAUUCAGGGACACUCUAGCUUAUCAAGUGCAAACACUGCAGCAUAUCCAAUCACUAUUGGUGAUUCUAGUGAACAAAGCUACCAGCUUUGCAAAAAUUCCUCAGGUCAAAUUCAGCAUAAUAAUUCUGAAAGUGGCAGUACUAGUACUCAUGAUAUUGAGGAAGCUUCCAGUUGUUCUAGUAUAAAUAGCCUACAAGAGAUCAUCUUUAGUAAUAGCAAAAAGGAAAUGAGAGAGCAUGAAAAUAUCAAAAGCGCUGAUAAAGAUUCAGUACAGGUGACGGAUGGUUUGCCAGGGUUCAAGCAGACCUCAAAGCCAUGUAGCACCAACACCAGUACUAUUACCACUAGCACCAGCAGUAACACCAGUAGUGGCAACAGUAAUGAUAACAAAUGCCAUUCUAAACCUGGCAUGUUAAAUGACAAGAACAGUAAACCAAGUGAAUGCUACAGAGAUAACAAGAAAAAAUGUGUAACUGAAGGAAAUAAUUUAUCCAGUAGACAUGAAACUUCAUUGGCAAAUGCUUCAGAUGAGUCUCGUGUGAGUGUUGAUUGUGCUUGUGAGAAUCAAAGUGAGUGUAGUGGAACUAGUGGAAAAAUUAUUAAAGGCUCAUAUGUAGAACUGGGUCUAACAAAUUCUACUGUCAGGAAUGUGCAACCCAGUUGCAGCUAUUCAUUGGGCUUUGUUCCUGAUAUUAGGAAUGGUUUUGUUAAUAAUGACAGGUUUAAAGGUGAUAUUAAUAGGUCUUUGCAAGAAGACUCUAGUACAGGAUUCUGUGCCAGCCCACAACACAGCUCACAGCCAGAUUGCAGCUGUAGAACAAUCACAAGCCUCCCACAAACAACAUCCAUGAGUACUGGAUCAUCUGAUUGCUUCUCCUCUAAAGAUGAGUGUGAGGACACUCAAGAUGUAACCUAUGCCCGCUAUGCCCUCUAUGGGGUGGUGGUGCACUCAGGCUUCUCAUCUGAAGGUGGCCACUACUACUGCUAUGCCAGGAACUCUUCUGUGGCUGCCCUCCCUGAGUCAGCCAGAGAAAGUCACGGGAUACUUGGUGGUUGGUACAACUUCAAUGAUGAAAAAGUGACCAGUACAACAUUCUCCAACAUUACCAGCCUUACCCGCACCUUUAACAGGGACACUGCAUAUCAACUCUUUUACAAGAAGCUGAGUGAUUGUCUGACGCCUGAGGUUCCACUGAUGGAGGAAUUCAAGUGCUUACGCCUGGACUUGCAGGAAGCAGUAGAAAAUGACAAUCUGCAGUUUCGCAGUGAGCAGGAACGAGAGGCCCAGCGACGGCGCCACCAGGUGCCAGGCCACUCACCCUUCUCCCGGUAUUCUGACCAUGAUGACACUCCUCCUCCAGGGGGGUGUGGGGCAGGGCCAGGUGGGGGUAGCUUCAAUACAGCCUCUAGAGUGGUGUUCUGAGCUGUCACCAGGGAGUGAAACUGGUGGAAAUAAUUCCACAGUGAGAAAACUGACAGUCUUAUAAGCAUAGCCAAGGUCAGGCUUUACUUAGUUUGAGCUGUAGUGGAAUUCCGUAGUUCCUUAAGAAUAAUAUCCUUGUAGAUUAGGUGAGUAAUCUCUAUUUCCUGGUUAUGUUGAAAUAUACUGCUAUUCUGCCACUAUCAUCAUUCUAACUAAUAGCACUUUAUAUACUUGUAUACACUGUUACAAAAAACAUUGACACUCCCAUUAAUUCAUCCAAACAAAGAUAGAGACUUAAAUGCUAACCCUAUUAGUAAUGUGAGGUAAGAAUCUCCUUUCAAUGAAUGCAUUCUUGUAGUAAAGUUUUAAGAAGGACGUACUGGCUUGAUGUUGGGAAUGUGUGUAUUUUUGCAAUCAGCUUAUGAACUUUGGCAUAAACAGUAGAAAUGUAUGUAGCUCCUGUAGAAAACAAGGGGACAAGUCUGAAUAUAUGAGAUAACAUGGCAUUGAGGGUACUGGAGUAUGCAAUAAUGACAGCAAUGGACAAGAGCUAGAGGAGACUUGCCAUGUCUGUCCUUUCUAAAGGAACUAAGAAACUGUCAUUAAGAUGGAUGCAAGGAUGUUUUGGUGACUAAGAUUGUCAUUAUAGGAAGUGUGAGUGAGCAACAUGUGAGCUUUUGAUAAAUAUUCAUUUGAUAAUAUUGUAUACACAGGAAAGUCAAAUAUAAUUUGAUUUAAAGUUUGUGCUUAACACUGACCAGCCUUUAGGAAAUUAAAUUAAUUCGUCUACUGCCCUAAGAGUUCUUGCCCCUUGAAUGUAUAACAGGUUUUGCAACAUUUGAAUAAUGUGAUAUUCACUACUCACAUGGAUAGGAGUGAUAUUUCUUGUAGCAAAGACCAGAUUUACUGUUCAGGAUCUAGGCUUCAGAAAUUGACUUGGGAGAGAUUAAGGAAAUAUCACAGAUGAGAUGCCAAAGCAUCUUGUCUACUGGUAUAUGUCCCUGUCAUCUGUAGUCUUGUUUCAACACACCAUCAUGGAAGGGCAGUGGCAACCCCUCACUUUGCCUCACUAUCUUCUCAGUAGCCUCCUCACAUAUCUACAGGAGUGCACCUGUCAGGAGAUUCCUAUAACAUUUUUUCAACAGGGUAAGUGAUAAUUCUUUGUAGCAGUCUUUGGUCUAAUUGUUUGGAUGAGGUGAUGGGUUAACAUUUGCAAUUUUUUUUUGUUGCGUAUUAUACACAAAAAAUGUCUGCUCAAAAUGCUUGGGUUAUGUUUUGAUUAAGGGUGGCAAAUGCUGGUUACUUCAGUAGCAUAUAGUAUAUGUAUAUACAUAUUUAUUUAUAUAACAAGUCCCAUUUGUUAUAGAAUAGGACUUUUGUAAUGACAUGUAAUCCCAGUAUCUGGGAGUAACACAAGAUAUUAAUGGAAUCAUCUCAGUAAAUUCAGCAGGAAUUGGUGAUAACUGUGGUUUCAUGCGAGACAAUUGUUUAUAUUAUAAAAUAGUAACAAAAUUAUUAGCAUUUGACUUCAAAAUACUGUUGACAGCUGUUUCAUUAUAUUGUUGAUAUUAUUUCAUUAUUAUUAUUAUUAUUAUUAUUAUUAUUAUUAUUAUUAUUAUUAUUAUUAUUAUUACAUCAUCAUCAUCAUCAUCAUCAUCUGCAUCUUCAUCUCCAUCUCAUUCCCAUAUCAUCAUUAUCAUAUUUUAUCAUCAUCAAUAUUAUUAUCACAGUUCCCUUUUUGGAUAAAGCUGCCAUUUAAGGGAAAUGUUAGCUUGGUAUACAGAUAGAUUAUUAUUAUUUUUAUUAUUAUUAUUAUUAUUAUUAUUAUUAUUAUUAUUAUUGUUUUAUUAUUUUUGUUAUUAUUAUUAUUAUUAUUAUUGUUAUUAUUAUUAUUUUCAUUAAUUUAUUUAUGAGCAUCAUUUAUUUAAUUGAAACUGACAUAGUUGCUAUACUAUAAUCAGUUAUAAAGUUACAUUAUGUGAUCAGUAGGCAUCUUCUCAGAUAUAUGUGGUGUUGAAGGUUAUUAUAAGGAUGCUUCCUCCAAAAAUGUCAUGGAAAGAGAUGUGUGUGUGUGUGUGUGUGUGUGUGUGUGUGUGUGUGUGUGUGUGUGUGUGUGUGUGUGUGUGUGUGCAUGAAUACACUAGGGUGUAUGUUUGUAUGUGAACAUGUACAGUGAAGAAGGGAGUAAUAUAUUGUGAGACAAAUUUCUUUAUCUGGAAAAGGUUAUGUGUUUUGUUUCUUCAUAAUGUAGGUAUCUUUAUUACUGAAUACUGAUCAUGAGUUAUUGUAUGUGAAUAGCAUUCUAAUAUCUUGCCCAGGUACUUAAUAUUUAUUUCAAUGUGAUUUGUAAGGAAGAAUGGAGAGGUGCAUGACAGGCCAGAAUCUUGUGGAACAGUGCAAGGCAAAUAGCCAAGAGGAUAAGAUGAUUAAUUCUUAGAACAGAAAAGCUAUGCUUUGUUUUGUGGUGGGCAAUGACAUAUCUUUGUGUAUUUAGUUUCCUUUCUCUUCAUGACACAAUAGUGUGGUUGAAUCAUGUUCCCACAGCUUGCUGAUUAAUUAAAGGUGAGAAUUCUUUACUGUAGUAGUGUGUGUUGAAGUUUCCUGGUUGACACAGACUUUGUGGAGCUAUUCACUUUACUAUUUGUUUUUAUUGUCUAACAAUUAUAUGUAUUAUAUUUUCACAAAUAUUCAUAGUUUUAUUAAAGGAAGUCUUAUAUGCUUGAUAUAAUAUAUCUUCAUAAAUUAUUAUAAGCAUCAUGUUCGUCAUUGUCAUCCUUGCUGUUGUCAUGUCGUCAGCAUCAUCAUAGUUGUCAUCAUCAGUAAUGCCAUUCACCACUUUCUAUAGAAAACAGGGUUUCCAAACUUUAGAAAGUAUAACAGUUCAAGAAGAAAAUCUUCCAAUCAAUGAAAUGUUACAAUGGGCCACACGUCCAGUCAUGCACCACCUACGUGUAUGUCACUACACAUAACCUCGUUUCACUAACAGGCUUCACUUCAUGAGACAAUCACUGUGGAGUAAUUUCAGUGAAUUUCAACCUACAUUAGUAUAUCACUAUACUAUAUAGUAUCAAUCAUGGAAACUGCUGGCUUCUGGCAAAAUACAUAGGAAACCUUAUCAACUUCUGUCAAAGUAUCUUGUCCUGUAUUAGUCAUGAAAGCCUUUUAUUGUAUGCUGGCAGAUCACCAAAAUCUAUAAAUGAUCCUAAGUCUUGUUAGAAAUUGCUUUAGUUUCUUGAAGACUUAGGUACCUAGUGCAUAUACAAUAUCAGUUGGUGCAAAAGUCAGGGGACAUGAGUUAAGAGGCCAAAAUGAAAAUUGCUGAAUAUUAAAGUGAAUACUAAUGGGUUACAUGAUAUACGUACAUAUAUCUUAAAUUUUUACAUCCCAUUCUCACUGGUCAAAACUCCAUAUUUGAUACUGUUUUAGAUAUACUUUGAUAUAAGCUUUUCAUACUGCAAGUGAUUGUCUCAUUUGGCAGAUUACUUUUAUACUAUCAUCUGUGAUAAUGGUCAUCACAUUAUCUGAAGUGAGUUCUGUGAUGCUCACUGAGCUGGGCGCCUGGUGUCAGUGUGUGGAGUGUGUGGUAUAGCCAGCACAGCCACUAGUGCCACUAGCUGGUGGGUUCAUCUUCAUUGUCUAUGAGAGAAACAUUACCUAUUCUUGAUUUCAGGAUUGUAAGCCAAAGUUUCACUUAAUUAUCCUAUUUUAUUAAAUCUUCAUUGAAAAAAUGUUAAUAUCAGCACUACUAUUCUUUUAAAUUCUAAAGCUUAUUCAUCUGCUAUUUGUUAUUAUAAGAAAUCCAUUGAAUGGCACAAUUUCCUGACCAUUUUGUCAUCCUUUAAACUCUUCUUACAAUGCAACAUGAAGCAUUUGGUUGUGAAUACUCAUUGCUAAUGAGGCAAAGCUUUUUACAAAUAGAGAAUGACAUUAAUAUUGCUGCAAGAGGAAUUUCUUGUUACAGAAGUUCAAACAUAAGUUUAUUUUUUUGUGCAAGAUUAUCUCAGGAGUAAAUUGCUUGAAAUACAUAUAUUUUUUAAAUGUCUAAUGAAAAAACUCCUAAUAAAGUUUUUCUCAUUUAUAUAUUCACUAAUUCACUAUAAGAUUCCUUUCUUCAGAUAUUGCACUCAUUUUGGCUUUGAACUAAGAAAAUUAAGGGCUUAGUAAGCGGUGACUGUAUUUGUGGUGCUACUGGUAAUAUUGUGGAGGGCAGUGGCAAUGAUGGGGAUGGCUAGAGAAGCUGCAGUACACCAUCCAUACAGGUGCUAGGGUACAGGAAUAUUUGAGGGAGAAACACUAUGCUACUUAUGGGUGCAUCCAGAAAGCUGUUUAUUCUUCUAACAAUUUUAAAGAUUUUAAUUUUGUUUAGAGUAUUAGAGAAGGUAUGUGACUGAAUUUAUAUGUAUGUAGAGGUGUUUGAGAGUUCUUUCAGAUGAUAGAAGAAUACGGUGCAUUCUUGAUGCUUCCCAUUGGUUGAAUUUUUUUUUUUUUUUUCAAGUGAUAUAUAUAUAUAUAUAUAUAUAUAUAUAUAUAUAUAUAUAUAUAUAUAUAUAUAUGUGUGUGUGUGUGUGUGUGUGUGUGUGUGUGUGUGUGAGAGGUAGUGUUUCAUGCAGUAUAAUAACUAGAUAAUUUUGCUUCCUAAUAGUUUCUUAUAUGGAUGUGUGAUAAUUCUUUUUAAAGAUAUAUUUUAUACAGAUGUGUUUGAGCUUCACUGAACUACUUUAGCAGGUGUAGGUUAGAUAAUCUGCAUCCAAGGUGAACACAUUGUUUUGGAUGUUAUUAUAUUGUUGGAUCUUCUGGAAAACUGUAAAUAAAAAGAAACUGGUGAAGGCAUCAAGGAAAGAUGUGCUCUUCAACCAGAUCCUCAUAUUCUGAAUCAUUGUUACCACAUUUAUGGAAUAGUGUAGUUGAUAUCAAAUUAUGAUUAAAGACGCGCUGCAAGAAUAAGUUUUAUGAGAAUCAUUUAAGAAUUGUGAACAUAUUUUCCGUGUGCAAUAAUGGCUUGCUGGAAUUCCUUCCUAGGAUAGGUCAGGCAAGCAUAAUCCUCUGUGUCUCGAGCAUUACUGACUGUUUUCAUGCUUUGGUGUAUUUUGGUGGUGGUGUCUUGCCAGUGGUGGUUGGGCAACACUUAUGUCACUUAUUUGUAUUGAAAAUUAAUAUUGCACUGAUUAAUUUUCCUGUUAUAGAAAUGUACUAUCUUAUGAGUCAUUAAGUGUUCAGCAAUGUUCUUAAUUUGGCAGCACCUCAUCAAGUUACACAGAGUCUUGGUACUUCUCAAGUAUUCUAGUAGCAGGUUUUAUUCAGGAUGUAUUGUAUUUAUUUAGUUUUUAAAAUCGGACAAAGUGAGGAAGGUAACUUUUAUUAAGUUUUAUAAUGUCAUAAUGAAUUAAGAAGUUGUUUAUGCAGGUCUCUUUCCUGUAUCAUGUUCUGUUCAUGAUAUCAGUCAUAUCUUUCACAUUAUUGUGAUUUGUAAUUUUAUAUUACAAAAAUUUAAUAAAUAUUUAUAACUGUGAUUGCUGUUAUGCUUGUUUUUAUUUACAGUUAUGGUGGCAUAACACAGUAAUGCUUGCACUAUCAUAUAUAGAGAUAACUUUGAGAAAUUGCUGGAAGGAGACAGCCAUGAGCAGCAGGACUUUAGGCAGUGUCUACACUACUCUAUAACCUCAGGUAGUAGGCAGUCAUGCUUCAUCUUACCACAUUUCAAACUCACCUUAGCAUAUUCUGUAAACAUCACUCUAGUAUUUCUGUUUGUUAAAAUCUGAUCAUAUAUUUAAAUACAAAAAUGUGCAAAUCUUUCAUGACACUGUUACAGCACAUUUGCAUAAUAAAUCAUUAUAAUUUGA
Messenger RNA from Portunus trituberculatus (swimming crab), 10591 nucleotides. Its product is annotated as ubiquitin carboxyl-terminal hydrolase 38-like. The transcript is spliced from 12 exons. NCBI's taxonomy places the organism in Eukaryota, Metazoa, Arthropoda, Malacostraca, Decapoda, Portunidae. Gene Ontology annotation, molecular function: cysteine-type deubiquitinase activity; cysteine-type endopeptidase activity. The record is from RefSeq and is a predicted model, not a curated record. Gene Ontology annotation, cellular component: cytosol; nucleus. Gene Ontology annotation, biological process: protein deubiquitination. The coding region runs from base 231 to 4751 and encodes 1506 amino acids.